AUGGGCGACGCGUUUGUCUUCGGCGAUGACGUGGAGUCGCCGCUGUCGAAGCCAUCGAUGCCGCUGCUGUGGGAAGACGAGGAGGAGAAGCCGUGGGUGGACCGUGAGAUCGAGGGCAAGAGCAAGUUCAGGCAGAAGCUUCUCAUGGAACAGGCGAGCGAAGAAGAGGAGUUCAGAGUGAAGGAGGGCCUGAAGCCCAAGGCCAAAAAGCGAGAAGCCGACGUGGUAGAGAGGGUGAUCGAGCAAGCGAAAUCCUUGCAGAGGAAGGAGAAGGUCGGCCGCAACUCGGCGAGGACGAAAGAUGAAGCACAGCAGUCGAACGAACGUAAGAGCCAUGCAGACGCGAAACGAGAGCCUGUGAAGACGGCUGAGAAGAAGGCAAAGCAUACUGACGCGAGGCGAGAACCUCCGAGAUUAAACGAGAAGAAGGACCGGCAUGGGGAUAGCAGGGACGAGCGGGAACCCGACGGCGAGACGAAAAAACCGGAUGUGGAAAAACAAGCGGAAGCGAACGAGAAGAAGCAGAGUGUCGUCGACAGACCACGCACGCCCGAGCCUGUCGAGGAAAAAAUGGAAGUCAACGUGGAGGAGCCGCAAGAGUUGUGCAGCGAGUCGGCGGAGAGCGACGGCCUGGACGCCAUUGUUAAGGUGCCGCGAGAGCUGCGUGGGCUGGAGAUGUGGGCGCAGGACAUGCAGCCGAGUCUCGGAUCUCUAGCGACAGGCCGCUACAUGGCGCGCCGCUCGCGCGACACGUCUCGAGACUCGGAGAAGGAGGAAGCCGAGGCAGAGAAGCCGUCCCACCAGCGGAGGAGGUCCGAUUGCACGGCGAAACAGCGCGAGGAUGCGAGCGACGUGUGCGAGCGAGCGAAGGAGGGAUCGCGGGAGCGCAGGUCGGAGCGCGCGGGCGCGCGCGCCGCUGCUGCCGGCAAGGAGAACAAGAGCCGGGCGGCGGCGACGACGGCGCGUCGGCCCGCGAGUAAGGACGAGCCACCUGACAGCUCGCCGGGUCCGCCUGAGCUGCAGUCCCCCUACUCGUCGCUGCCCUCGUCACCCGUCCUCAGCCCGCCGCUGCUGCCCCUCAAGGAGCUCGGCUCGGUCGGCGGAUCGUCGGGACCGCCGAGCCUCAAGUCGCAGGUCGUCGAGUCGUCGCCCCGGCCCCUGGUGGCUGUGGAGGCGGACGCCGGUGCCGCGGAAAAGAACGACGUCGCCAUGGAGACGGACGAUGCUGCGGCGGCAGAAAAUGACGUUGCUGCGGAAGCCGUCGCCACGGAAGCGAUGGAUGCUGCUGUGGAGAAUGGCGACGAAGCGAACUACGGCACAUCAUCGGCGCCGGCGACGCCCGACGCCUUCGACAGCGCGCAACCAGAUGCGUCGCCUGCCGCAUUCAUUCCGACCUUCAAGGAGGUCACGUCCGCCGGCAGCGAUAGCGAGAAGGCCGACAAAUCGGCGAAGGGCGGCUUCAAGUCGACCUUCAAGGAGAUCAUUCCGCCGCAGACGUCGACGCCGGGCACGACGCCGAACUCCGAGCUCAUCGCCGCGGAGACGGUCAGCGAGGCGCCGGACCGCGCCGCGCCGCAUCCUCCGUUCACGGCGGAGGCGGACGCGGCGUCGCCGCAGCAUGCGCCGUUCAACGCGGGCUUCGCGAAUCUAGUCGCAGCGCAUCAGCUGGAGCAGCAGCAGCAGCAGCAGCAGCAGCAGCCUCCGCCGUUCUUCAAGGCAGAGCUUGAGCCGCGGCCGCCGCCGUCGCCGCCGGACAUUGCCUGCGUGAACAAGCUGAUGCAUUACCAGAACGCGGCGCCGCGCAUGGCUGACUUCGGUCACCCGUUCGGCGCCGUGCCGUUCCCUCGCUUCCCGCCGGCGUCGUCCGACGCGCUCCCGUUCGAGUUUCCGUCGGGCCUGCAUCAUCCUGGUCAGUUGGGGGACGCGCGCAAGCUGGCACACUUCCCCGAGCCGCCGCCCGCCACCGGCGACUACUGGAGCCAGGAGCGUCUGUUCGGCGAACAGCUGCCAGCACUGCAGCGGCCCUCGUUCAGCCAGCCGUUCCCGGGCAUCGUCGGCGGACAGGUGGCGCCGGCGGCGAGUAAGUUUGCUGCCGGCGGGUACCUCGGCGAGCGGAUGCCCGCGCCGGGCGGCGGUGGAGGAGACGCGCAGUUUCCAGCACCGCCGUCGUUCAGCGACGUGCCGCCGUCCAUCCAGGACACGCUGCAUCAAGCCGCCGGCGUGCGCAAGGAUGCUUCCCAGCAGGAGCAGCGCUUUCUCUCCGGCUUCCGCGACAUGCAGGAGGCAAGCAAGAUCUCACCGCCGGUCGUGCGCGCGCCAGGCAUGUUCAACUACAACGUCGGCGGCGGCGGCGGUGGUGACUACGGCAAGGUGCCGUCUCACGCGCCGCCCGCGCCCUCCGACAAGUACCUGCCGGGGGCGGCGGCAGCGACGACGACGUCGGACCAGGACCACGACCAGGAGACCGCAAAGCUGCUGCAGCGGCUGCGUGGCUCCGUGCCGUCGUUCAGCACCAAGCCGGAGGCGCUCGCGGCUGCUGCACAGCCACCUGAUCUCAAGGAGGUGGCGUCGCCGCCGGUGGCCGCGCCAGGAAAGACCGGUGUGAACACACUAGCGGCGUUGCAUGCGCCCGCAGCCGCCGACGCCCUCACGCAGGUGGUGCCGCCUGUUGUGACGCCGGUGACGAAGUCGCCUCGCCAGCGCUCGUCGCCGAAGUGCGCGCGUCACAGCGCCGGGGCGUCGCCGCGCGAGCGCAAGCCCAGCAUAACGUGGUCGGAGGCGAAGAAGCUGAAGCAGCGGUCGCGCGACGCUCUGCCGGCGCCCUGGCGCAAGGACAACAAGAAGCAUGCGUCGCCGGCGCGGCAGCGGGCGAGCCGCCGGCGCGUCGAGGCGAUCAAGCGUGCGGAGAGCCUGUCAAGCGAGUUUGUCAAGCAGAACCACCUCGAGUCGGACCCGUACCUGUUCAGCGAGGAACUCGGCGACGACUUUACGAUCGGGCCCGUCGUAACCGAGCCUAGCUGCUCCCCGCCGCUGCCUCUGCCGCCGCCGACGCAGCCAGACGCAGCAUCGAAUGGCGUACCAUCAGCCGACAGCAGUCUGGACGCGCCGCGUGGGGGUGUCGGCGCCGACGACGGGGCAGUCGCCGCGCCGCCGCCCGACGACGCGUCGGACCGACUCGGCCUGCGCAGCUUCCGCUUCAAGCUCGACCGCAUCGUCAACCGGCAGAACGACGCCACGUGGUCUGUGACACCGCACGUCGACUGCGGUGCCCCCGCGCGGCCGUGCGCGGACGGCGUUGCCGCGGCGCCUCCGCUCGAUGCUACGCAGCACGGCUCGAACAACCUGCCGCUGCGGGACGGUGGUGAGCGGCGGCGUGCGCGGCCCAGCGACGCAAAGGACGUUGAGAUCCGCGUCUGCCGGCUCUCGGACAAGACGUGCGACUACCGCGGCGUUCACCUGCAGACGAAUAUCAGCGUUGACGAGCCCGUCGCCGCGGCAAUGAAGCCUCCGCCCGCGGCGCCUGCCGACACGAGGCCGCACGGCGGCGAGAGCCUCAAGCUGAUCGUGAAGCGCGACGGCAACUCCUACUCGACGGUGGAGAGCCCGUCUGUGAAGACUGCGGCCGUGGCAGCGGCGGCGGCAGCGGCGGCGGCGGCGGCGGCGGCCGCUGCAGAGGCGAAGGUGGAGCCGAGCGUGAAGCGUGUUGUCAUCAAUGACAGCGAGUAUCUGAAGCCAUUCAAGAAGCGCAAGUACGAGACGGUGCCGCACACGCCGCCCGCCGCCGAGCUGCCGCCGCCGCCAGCGUCGCUGCAGCCGACGAAGCCGCCCGCGGUCGCCACGGCGACGGCGAACCACGCGCCGAGCACGUUCGUGCCGCCGCCGCGAACCGAGCCGGUUAGCAGUGCCAAAGCUGGUCCGAAGCUGAUGAUCUCGCCGCCGCUGAAGCUGCGGGUGAAGCGUGAGGGCAACAAGUACUCAGCGUUCGACCCGGUAGCCUUCAGCGAGGAGAAGUUCCGACCGAAGCCGGACGCGCCGGCGUCCGAGGAUCGGCCGAAACUGUCGCUCAAGCUGAUCCUGCGCCGCGAGGGCAAGAAGACCUACUACACGCUCGACGGCAGCAGCGAGCAGACGGGCGGUGGCGGCGGCAAGCGGUCGCGCGGCCGCCCCAAGGGCAGCCGGAAGCGUCGCUCGAGCAAGUCAGCGGCGCGGGCCGCCGCGGCGACGGCGCGGGGCCCGGGGCGGCCCGGCAAGGCGGCACGCGCGAGCCAGCCACCGUCGGAGCGCUACUCGUUUCGGCAGCGCAACAACAACGAGGGUGAGGAGGUGGAAAACAGCAACGCAGGCAGCAAUCUGGAUGCAGAAAACUUGACCAACGGUCCAAUUUCGAGCUAA
Messenger RNA from Priapulus caudatus, 4392 nucleotides. RefSeq lists its product as uncharacterized. NCBI's taxonomy places the organism in Eukaryota, Metazoa, Priapulida, Priapulimorpha, Priapulimorphida, Priapulidae. The coding region runs from base 1 to 4392 and encodes 1463 amino acids. The record is from RefSeq and is a predicted model, not a curated record. The transcript is spliced from 2 exons.